This is a messenger RNA of Trichoderma reesei QM6a, 1301 nucleotides long. Its product is annotated as dehydrogenase. Gene Ontology annotation, molecular function: nitronate monooxygenase activity. NCBI's taxonomy places the organism in Eukaryota, Fungi, Ascomycota, Sordariomycetes, Hypocreales, Hypocreaceae. The transcript is spliced from 2 exons. The record is from RefSeq and is a predicted model, not a curated record. The coding region runs from base 231 to 1301 and encodes 356 amino acids.
UUUGGUAUGUCAUCGGCAGUUUUUUGUGGCUUUUCUGCAGCGUCCCUGAUAGAGCUGCGCUAAGGGGGACUGUUGCUCAAUGGCUUCACAAAGUGUCUUGUCGCACAGAUCUCCUUAUGCCUCCUUAUUAGGUAGUCUCAAGACUACUAAACCGAAGACUCAACAACCAGUCCGUAGAAGAGCCUCGGCCCUUUUCGUUCUUUUUGUGCCUCGGAACUGCAAUCAAAACAAUGGCCUCUCCAAGAACGGCCGAGCUAAGACGCCUGCUGGCGCGUCCCUACCCAUGGGCCAAGAAGCCCUUCAUCGUCGGCGCCCCGAUGCGCAUAAUGGCCGGCCCACAACUCGCUGUCGCCGUCUCGGCGGCCGGCGGUUUGGGAUUUAUUGGACCCCAGGCAAAGCCGGACGGACUGUCGGCUGAUCUCGACAAGGCGCGGGAGUUGGUCGCUGCCUCGACUAGUUUGCGCCACCCCCUGCUGCUGCUGCCCGUUGGCGUCGGCUAUCAGGUCUGGAACGGAGACUUGAAGACGGCAACGUCUGAUGUUGAGAAGCACAGGCCGUGUGCGGUGUGGCUGUUUGCUCCGAGGAAUGGCCAGUCGGAGCUGGAUGAGUGGACGGUUUCUCUUCGGGGAGCGUCUCGGGAGACGCAGAUCUGGAUCCAGGUCGGCACGCUGAGCGAUGCGGUUGCCGCUGUCAACAGCUCGACGCCUCCGGAUGUUUUGGUCGUUCAGGGCACGGAAGCGGGCGGGCACGGCAUGGUCAGGGACACCACCGGGACCAUUGUUCUCUUCCCAGAAGUGGCCGAUGCAGUCAAAGAGUCGGGGAUUCCCGUCGUUGCAGCAGGGGGAAUCAUCGAUGGUCGAGGAGCUGCAGCCGCGUUGGCCCUGGGUGCCGCCGGUGUGGCCAUGGGAACUCGAUUUCUUGCUUCGUCGGAGGCUCGCAUCGCCAAGGGGUACCAGGACGAAGUAGUUCGGGCGUCUGAUGGCGCGAAAAACACUCUGCGGACCCAGCUGUACAACCAUUUGCGCGGCACGUUUGGCUGGCCGGAGCAGUUCUCCCCUCGGACUCUGAUUAAUCGCAGCUGGAUCGAUCAUGAAGCCGGUGUCCCCUUUGAGAAGCUGCAGGUGCUGCAUGACGAGGCGGCCAAGAGUGGUGAUGCCGGUUGGGGUCCGGAGGGGAGACUGGCAACGUAUGUGGGUGCCGGCGUAGGUCUUGUGAGGAGCGUGCAAGGUGCUGGAGAGAUUGUUGAGAGCGUGAGAAACGAGGCAAGAGACAUUCUGAAGGCUUUGAGCGACGAUCUGUGA